Molecule: messenger RNA, 351 nt
Organism: Impatiens glandulifera
Lineage: Eukaryota; Viridiplantae; Streptophyta; Magnoliopsida; Ericales; Balsaminaceae
Product: mitochondrial import receptor subunit TOM5 homolog
Exons: 2
Coding region: 74-238 (54 amino acids)
Cellular component (GO): mitochondrion; mitochondrial outer membrane translocase complex
Source: RefSeq, a predicted model, not a curated record
UAUACCCCUGUUGUCUUCUCUCAUCGUCUCGUAAACCCUAGCUUAGCGUUCUCUCACUUUUCUGAGCUAAAUCAUGGCGCAAACAGUUAUCUCAGUCGAGAAAAUCAAAUCUUUCUGGCACUCCCAAGUUCACGACGAAGAGAAGUGGGCUGUGAACAUGAAAUUACUCCGAGCUGCUGGACUUUUCGGGGGUUCCAUUAUUUUGAUGCGUAGCUUUGGAGAUAUGAUGGCCAUAUGAGUUUUUACGUUGUUUCUUCUUUCUUGGUCCACCUAUGAGAUGAUUUUUCAUGUUAACCUUUUUACAUUGUACUGACUUGAUUUCUUAAGUUGGAGACAUAGAUGUUAUGAGCU